UCCAGUCCGCAUUUUCCAUGCGAGGCGCGCUAGAGCCUGGAGGUGGAUAAUAGCUGGUAGAGCUCUCUCUCUCUUAUGCCAUGCUGGGCCAGGAGGGCUCCGGGAGACAUGCAUUCACCAAUAUCCGGGUUGGAGGAGAGGAAAAAAGUUUCAUUUAAACCUUGGACGAGCAACUUUCAAUAUGAAACCCAACUGACACCGACGCGACGCUGUCAGCGACGCAUUUCACAUUUGAAUCGACAAAAUUUACAGUGCUAGAACAAAGCUUCGUUUUUCCAUAGAAGAUUUUUUUCCUGCUUCUGUUUUCAUCCGUCUCUUUUUCGUGUGCGAGUAGCCUAUUUGAGGGUCACUGUCUCACUGACACUGUCACAAAUGUUGAAAUGAUGAUGGCUGCGCAAGUGGCAUCAGCUCCAACAAGAACUAAUAAUAAAAACAAAAAAUUGUCGGGUACUUUAGGUCAAGAACUAAAUUCCGGAAAAUCGGGAGGAGGAACUGUACAACGAACUGGAGCAAUGCUUGGAGCUGGAGAUGGGGCUAACACAAUGAAUAAUGUAGACCAUCACCGCCGAAACGAGAACAAUAUGGUCAAUUCAACUUCUACUAAUAAUUCUGACACACGGGAGAAGGAGAGUGGAAAUAAUAUAACGUCUAUGUCGUCGUCUAAUUCGAGCACUGCCUCGUUGGAAACGGGUUUGAUAGCGAAUCAUAAACUGAAAAAUGUUGGUAGCGGAGAUCCCCCUCCGUCUCAGCACCAGCAGUCGCAAUUCAACCAAUUUCCACAUCAGCAGCGUCAGAUACAAAGUAACAACAUCAACAACAACGGGCAAGGCGCGCGGGGAGACAGGCCUAAUGACAGCCAGCAUCACGGUGGGAAAGAGAAUCUAUUGGGGGGACAUUUAGAUCAGCAGACGCUGGGCAAGAGCGAAGGGGACCAUACCUGUAAACCGGGGGAGCGGAUGGGCGCCAGGUACGAGCAUGCCAACACGGGACCAACAAAUAACAUUAGCCGACAGUCCCCAAGUGCAGGAGGGAACAACGCAGUUCCUGAGUUUAAUAAUUACUAUGGUAGUUCAAGGCCCUGUUACGAUCAACACGGUGGACAGCAAAGCACUGGAAUAGGGAUAAUGCACUCUUCAGCUCACAAUAGUAUGGAACCCGUACACAACUCCCACGAAGGAUACCACAACAGCCAGUAUAAUCACUAUCCGGCGUAUCGAGCAGGCUACGGUGGUUCUGGCUACGGCAUGAUGGGUCCUUCAAGGCAGGGCAAUAACAUGUUGGUGGGGCCUGGCAGCAACACUUCAGCCAGUCAUGUGAAAGCAGCAAUGGGAGCUGCCUCUGUGCCUGGUGGUAAUGUAGGGGGCUUUCAAAGAUUCCCUGGACAAAGUCAGCACCCCUCAGGGGCCACUCCGACCCUGAACCAGCUGCUGACUUCCCCAAGUCCAAUGAUGCGAGGUUACGGCAGUGGCUAUCAAGAUUACAGUGGUCCCACAGCACAACAACAAGCAGGUAUCGCGCUGGGUAAAGACAUGAGUUCUCAGUAUGGACCCACGAGUCAUGGCUGGGGAGGACAACAGAGAACCCACCCCUCUUUGAGUCCUGGAAACGGAGGUCAAGGUAUCAGCAGAACGCAGGUGGGGUCAAUGGACUUCAUGGCUAUGAAGCGCUCCCAGAUCUAUGGGAUGGCCAACAACCCAUACUCUCAACAGCAACAGGGUGGGCCCUACCCCAGCCAGCCAUACGGAUCGCCCUCUCCACACCGAUAUCCAAUGGGGAUGCAGGGGAGGGGUCAGGUGGCCAUGGGCGGGAUCCAGUACAUUCAGCAGCAGCAGGUCCCGCCCUACGGUCAGCAGGGUAUGGGUGGGUAUGGCCAGCAGCAAGGAACGCCCCCAUACUUCACCCCUCCCCAGCAGACACCUGUAGCCCCCUCGCAGCCCCCCUACCUGCAGUCUCGAGGACCACCCCAACAGGACCUCUCUGGCUCCAUAGAUGACCUCCCCACAGGGACGGAGGCUGGUCUCAGCUCAGCCGUCAGCGCCACCGGCUCCACCAGCAGCCAGGGGGAGCAGAGUAACCCUGGCCAGUCGCCCUUCUCUCCACACGCCUCGCCGCACCUCCCCGGCCCACGCAGUGGACCCUCGCCCUCCCCCGUGGGCUCACCGGCGGGCUCCAACCAAUCACGCUCUGGCUCGGGACCCAUCUCCCCCGCCAGUGGACCAGGCACCGCACCAGGGUCCCAGAUGGCCCCCCAGACCCCUGGCAGCGUGACCGAGGGCCCCCAGUCGCCCAUGCCUCAGGAGAGAGGGUUUGUGGCCAAUAUGCAGAGGAACCAGUCUACGCCCCAAUUCCCUCCACCUCAAUCGGGACCCUCCAUGUCCCCCCACCCCUCUCCAGGGGGGCAGAUGUAUCCCGGGAUUGGCCCCUACCCCCAGGGCAGCUCCACUGGUCCUUACGGGCCCCAGGGAGCGCAGUACGGACCCCCAGGUAACUACCCGCGACCCCCCAACUAUGGUGGCACCCCCAGUGCCAACUACAGCGUCCCAGGGCCUGGCAUGACCAACAGCCUGGGAAUGAACGCCAGCAGCCCCAUGCACGGCCAGGGACCUGGACAGCCCAUGCCCGUGGGCCGCAGCCCUGGGGCAGGGAGCCGGACGUACCCCAACAUGGCUCCCAGCUCCCCCAGCAUGCCUCAGACAGCCGGCCCAGGAAUGGGGCCUCCUCCUCUGGGCAACGCCAACCGCAAGGCCCAGGAGGCAGCGGCCGCCGUCAUGCAGGCCGCAGCUAACUCUUCACAGAGCAGACAGGGCAGCUACCCUGGCCCUGGCGUGAAUCAGGCGGGCACCAUGGGCUCCGGCGCCCCCUACAGCCAGGCUGUGGGCAACAACACAGGCAUGGGCACACCACAGGGCCAGCACUACAGCAUACCACCCUCAGGAGGGACAGGGAUGGCUGGGGGUGGGAUGAUGAACCCAGAGGGAAAGCAGAAAGCAGAACCCAAGGAGGAGAGCAGCCCCCCUUCCAACGAGGCCCAAAAACCUAAGCUCCAGGACGGCUACACCAGUAGCCAGUGUGUGUCCCAGCCCCCCACCCCCGGUGCCCUGCCUGUGCCCUCGCCCCUGUCUCCCAGCCCUGCCAGCCUGUCCUCCUACCACGGGGACGACAGCGACAGCAUUAGCAGCCCUGCAUGGCCCAAGACCCCCUCCAGCCCUAAGCCCAACUCCUCCACCAUGACCAGCGAGCGAAUCACACGGCUGUUUGACAUGGGCGGUGAGCCGGAGCGGCGUGGCUGGGUGGAGCGCUACCUGACCUUCAUGGAGGAGAGGGGCACACCCAUCCCCCACUUGCCCGCUGUGGGCAAGAAGCCCCUGGACCUGUGCAGACUCUAUCUGGCCGUCAGGGAGAUAGGAGGCCUGGCUAUGGUGAACAAGAGUAAGAAGUGGCGAGAGCUGUCCUCCAGCCUGAGUGUGGGCACGUCCAGCAGCUCUGCCAGCUCCCUGAAGAAGCAGUACAUCCAGUACCUGUUUGCCUACGAGUGCAAGGUGGAGCGAGGGGAGGAGCCCCUGGCCGACGCCCACGCCACCGGGGGAGACAACAGGAAGCAGGCCAAGGUGCAGCCACCCUCACCUGCACAUUCUGGCUCCCUCCAGGGCCCCCAGACCCCCCAGUCAUCAAGCAGCAGUUCCAUGGCGGAGGCCACAGGGGACCUGAAGCCUCCCACCCCUGCAACCACACCCCAGGGUCACAUCACCCCUGUGCCGGCCAACAGGAACAGCGUUGUCAGUGUGCAGGACCCCUUCUCUGAAGUCAGUGACCCGGCCUUCCAAAAGCGCAACUCAGUGCCUCCUUGUGGAGGAGGUCCAUACCAGCAGGGCGUCAACAUGCCUGACAUGAUGCUGAGGAUGCAGUACGAUGCCAAGGACCCUUUUGCUGGCAUGAGGAAGAUGGCAGGGGGCGAGCCCUACAUGGCAAGCCAGAUGCCUGGUGGUGGCAUGCAGGAGAUGUACGGCAGGCCUGCAUCAGGGAUGGGCAUGGCCCAGUGCUCACAGUACCCCUAUGGACCAGGCUACGACAGGAGACCAGACCAUGUCAUGGGAAUGGAAGGAAACAUGGGCCCCCCCGGCAGUCAGAGUAACAUGGGACCCUCCAAUAGCGAGGGCAGCAUGUACUCCUCCAGUAGAUACCCCCCCUCCCAGCAGAGACAUGAUGGAUAUGGGCAGCAGUACCCUGGCAUGCCCUAUGGGAUGCACCCCUCAGGGAUGUACCCCCAGCAACAGGGCUACAAGCGUCCCAUGGAGGGGAUGUACGGAGGCCCACCAGGAAAGAGACAUGAAGGGGAGAUGUAUGCCAUGCAGUAUGCCAACCAGCAGCCCGACAUGUACGCCCAGUACAGCUCUGGCUACUCGGGUCCUGAGCGCAGACCCAUGCAGAGCCAGUUCCCUUACCCGUACCCUCGAGACCGCCUGCAGGGGCCCCCAGGCCAGCACCCCCAGCACGCCAUGAUGAGCGGAGGAACCCCCAACAAUGUAGUAGAUGGCCCUCAGCCUAACAUGUGGCCCUCCAGAACAGACAUGGGCUACCCCUACCCCAACCGACAGGGGGGGCCAUCCCAGAUGACCCCCUACGGGCCAAUGGGUCGAGGGGACGACCUGGAGGGUAGGAUCGGGCAGGAGAGCCAGUGGCACCGCCAGUCUGCUUAUAUGUCCUCCUCUGGUGGGAUGCCACCCAUGUCCUCUCGCCAACCCCAGUCACCCUAUCAGACAUCCCCGUCCAUGGCCAAUCACCUCCCCCGAGCCCCCAGCCCAGGUGCAUUCCAACGCUCUAUGGAGGUGCGUAUGUCCCCCAACAAAGCGGCCUUUAUGUCCUCAAUGAAGAUGCCUAAGCCGGGGAUGCCAGGCUCACAGGGCAAUGGGCACAUGGGUCAGAUCCCUCCCAACCUACGCAGAGACCUCAACUACCCCCUGGGAUCUGUGGAGUCCACCAUGCCCCUACUCAAGCCACGGCGCAAGAUUACCUCCAAGGACACUGGUACCCCUGAGGCCUGGCGAGUGAUGAUGUCACUCAAGUCAGGCCUAUUGGCUGAGAGUACAUGGGCCCUGGACACCAUCAACAUCCUGCUGUAUGACGACAGCACCGUGGCCUCCUUCAACCUCUCCCAGCUGCCAGGAUUCCUGGAACUCAUCGUGGAGCAUUUCAGACGCUGUCUGAUUGAGAUGUUUGGUAUCCUGGAGGAGUACGAGGUGGGCACCGUGGGUCAGAAGACCCUCCUGGGCCCCGCCGCUGAGCAGGGGGAGGAACCAACCUCUGAUAUGGAAACAGAUGGUGACAGCCAAUCAGAGGCUGUGCUCGUGCAGGAGGCGGAGCCGAUGGAGGAGCAACCCACUGCGGUCACAGAUGAAGCCCCGUCCGUUGUCACAGAGCUGGUCCCUGAUGAAAUGAAGGAGGUGUCAGAUGCUGAGGUGAAGGUAAAGAAGGAAGAGGAAAAUGAAGAGGAAGUGGAGAAAGAGAAAGGAGAGGGGGUGAGUGAAAAGGCGGAGGAGGCAAAGGGAGACUCUCUUGAGCAGUCUGAGUCAGAACUGGAGCCUAGGCCUAAGCAGGCCAGCAAGUAUGACAAGCUGCCAAUCAAGAUCCUCCAUAAAGACCACCUGAUCGAGGAUAUGUCUGAGCAGCUGGGUCAUGUGACCGAGUUCAGCAGUGGACUUCUACACUGGCAAGCCGGUGGAGGCGACUCCACCGCCCACAUCCAGACGCAUUUUGAACCUAGGGGUGGACAGCCAAUCAAAACCCAGGAAGAGUCAGAUAAAGAGAUUGCGCUGAAAGAGCAGAAAAGCGAGUCAGCGUUAGAAGGAGAGAAGCAGAAAGAGAGAGUCAUCACAGCCACCAUUGAUGACGUGCUCUGUGCCCGACUCGGUGUUCUCUCUGACGGUCACCCCACCCACUCCUCCCCUACCUACCCCUUCAGACUGCUCCCAGACGGGGGUCUGGACCGCAUCACCCUCCUGGAGGAUGAGCCCCGCUGCCUAGAUGAGACCCCUCUCUCCACCUCCCAGCCCUGGCAGGACUCCCUGGCCAAACGCUGCCUCUGCAUCUCCAACAUCGUCCGCAGUCUCUCCUUCAUCCCCGGUAACGACUCCGACAUGUCCCGACACCCCAACCUGGUUCUUAUUCUGGGGAAGCUCCUCCUGCUGCACCACCAGCAUCCCGAGAGGAAGAGGGCGCCACCUAGCUACCAGCGAGAGGAACUGCAGGAGCAGGGAUUAGCAUUUAGCAAGGAUGAGUGGUGGUGGGACUGUCUGUCCCUGCUCAGGGAGAACACUAUGGUGACUCUGGCCAACAUCUCCGGCCAGUUGGACCUAUCUGUUUACCCAGAGAGCAUCUGCAUGCCCAUUCUUGACGGCCUGCUGCACUGGAUGGUGUGCCCCUCGGCUGAGGCCCAGGACCCUUUCCCAUCCGCGGCGCCCCACUCCCCUCUUACCCCCCAGAGACUGGUGCUGGAGUGCCUGUGCAAGCUGAGCAUCCAGGACGCCAACGUGGACCUGUUGCUGGCCACGCCGCCCUUCAGCCGGCAGGAAAAGCUCUUUGCCACGCUGGUGCGCUACGUGGGCCAGAGGAAGAACCAGGUGUACCGUGAGAUGGCGGUGGCCGUCCUCUCCAACCUGGCGCAGGGCGAACCUAUGGCGGCGCGUGCCAUCGCCGUGCAGAAGAGCAGCGUGGGUAACCUGGUGGGGUUCCUGGAGGACGGAGUCAGCGUAGCCCAGUACCAGCACAACCCCCACAGCCUGCUACACAUGGGACACCGACCUGUGGAGCCACCCAGCGUCAACAUGAUGUGCAGAGCUGCCAAGGCUCUGCUGGCCAUGGCCAAGGUGGAGGAGAACAAGUCAGAGUUUGUGCUCUAUGAAGGCAGGCUACUGGAAAUCUCAAUCUCCUCUGUGCUCAACUCUAGCGUAGCUGCCAUCAUUUGCCAAGUACUCUUUCAGUUUGGAAAAUUAUGACAGGAGGAGAGGUCGGACUUGUAUUGAUGGACGCUGACAAGUUAAUUCUGUGGUUUUAUAUUUUUUAUUUAAGUGAAAUGGAAGGAAAAGGUUUGUUUUUAUAUCAUAUGAAUAUAUACAAAUACAAAUAUCUAUAUAUAUAUGUAUAGCUCCUGGGCCUCAUUUACACUUUGGUUUUGUGAUUUGAGAAAUGAUUUUAAUACAGAUAUUUAAUACCUGCUGUCGUUGAUAUGUUUGAUCGAAGACGUCUUUGUUGUUUUGUUUGUUGUAAUUUGUUUCACCAAAGCUGUUGGCGGAUUUUGGUGCUGAUUCUUUUGGUUUCCUUUUCUCUUACAAAAAGGUUUUUUAGAUUUAUAAUCACAUAUGAUAUUAUCCUGUGUGUUGAGGUUGGUCAAGGAGGGCAGAUGUAUUUAAUUGUGAAACGUUGUACAGUAGGUAGAACUUUUCUUGACACAUGUUCUGGAAAAAGAUUUUUACACAGAAAUGUAAAUGUUUCCAUUGCUGGAAAAAUAAAUAUGUGCAAUAGGACUAGUGCAAGUUGUCCCUUAGAGAGCAACUAAAAUAUGUGAACCUUUUGAAACACAUGCAAUGUGUGCUUUUGACCAUGGGUAGGCAGUGUUGCCAAGCAUCAGCCAAACAGUCCAUCACAAUUUGACUCACUUUGAUGUUAAUAUCUUUCCUAGUCACUACCUGUGGGUCAACAUUUACAAAGAAAUCUUGUUUCUUAAGCACUUGCAUUAUGUUUGUCUUCUUUCCUUUUUUAACUCAAGUCAACACUAUGUAAAUAGACUGUUGUAUAUCGGGCACACCUGAUUCUGUACUUUCACAAUCAAAAGUAGUAUCACUACAAAAAAAAAGAUGAAACUUCUGAUUGAUAUGGCAAAUGCUUUUAUUAUUGGUAAGAUUGGUUAUUGUUAUUAUAUGUAUUUUAUUAUUGGAGUCAAUAUUUGGAAAUUGAGGAUGUAUAGGUAUCUGUAUGUAUGUUCCUGUAUGCAUUGUAUUAUAGCUUAAAGCUGAUCAAAACAAUCGCUUUGGUAAAUCACAUGUGGAAGUUCCAGGAUCAGGGG
Messenger RNA from Hypomesus transpacificus, 8059 nucleotides. RefSeq names its product AT-rich interactive domain-containing protein 1B-like. Gene Ontology annotation, molecular function: DNA binding; nucleosome binding. Gene Ontology annotation, cellular component: SWI/SNF complex; nucleoplasm; nBAF complex. The record is from RefSeq and is a predicted model, not a curated record. Lineage: Eukaryota; Metazoa; Chordata; Actinopteri; Osmeriformes; Osmeridae. Gene Ontology annotation, biological process: positive regulation of DNA-templated transcription; chromatin remodeling; regulation of transcription by RNA polymerase II.